ACUACUUAUUUCCUUCAACUACAAAGCUAGUAGCUAGUAGCUAGCUGGCUAUGUAUCUUCGGCAGAUUUUCCGGACGCAGGUCGUCGGGUCCAGAACGACUCGCCUCCUUCGUGUGCACCGUGUUUGUCGAGCCGAGCUCCGGUGGCUGUGGCGAACCCGCAGCGCCCAACCACCGAGAGGUUUGAGACCACUGUGCACCAGAACAGAUGAGGUGAGUCUGGCCAAGGAGGCCAGCAAGAAGUAUGGCUCCGCGGCUCCAACCAUCUUCUCCAAAGUGCUUGAUAAAAGCAUCCCUGCAGAAAUCAUUUAUGAAGACGAGAAGUGUUUAGCAUUCAGAGAUAUCAGCCCACAGGCUCCUGUUCACUUCCUGGUCAUUCCCAGGAUCCCUAUUCCGAGAAUAAGUGAGGCCAAAGAUGAUGAUUCUGCUCUUUUAGGACAUCUGUUGGUUGUUGCAAAAAAUGUUGCUAAGCAAGAAUCUCUAAGUGAAGGAUACAGAGUGGUGAUCAACGAUGGGGUACACGGUUCACAGUCAGUUUACCACCUGCACAUCCAUGUCCUGGGGGGAAGGCAGAUGAAAUGGCCUCCUGGAUAGUUGUCUUGUGUUGUCGUUGUGUGUAAUAUAAGCAAUCAGUCACCCAGUCUGUAGGUUGGCACAAAGUUAAUCAGCAACUAUCUUAAUCAUUAACGCAGGAGUAAUUUUUAAAGCAAACCUGCACUUUAACUAUGGAGGGGUUUACUGUUCAUUCUUAGCUUUAAUGUCUCAUUAUAUCAAAACAUUUUUAUGUGUUUUCGAUAAGAAUGAUCAUUAAAUAAAACAAGAUACCUGACAGCAAAAUGUAUUCGUAUUUAGACAAACAAUCAACUGAUUAAGAGUCAUUAAUGUCAGGCUUACAGGAUAAUCUGUUCAUGUCUUUUGGUUUUUCUGGAAUGUAUGGAAUAUGCAUGCAUGUACUCUUUGUACAAACAUACUCUGACAUUAAAAUUAAAUGUGAAUCUUUAGAAUUUUAAAGAAUAAAAGUAAAUCAUUUUUUUGCAUCUUCAAAUAAAGACACUUUAUAACUUGUAA
Betta splendens (Siamese fighting fish) is the source of this 1067-nucleotide messenger RNA. RefSeq names its product histidine triad nucleotide binding protein 2 (gene hint2). Gene Ontology annotation, molecular function: hydrolase activity. The record is from RefSeq and is a predicted model, not a curated record. NCBI's taxonomy places the organism in Eukaryota, Metazoa, Chordata, Actinopteri, Anabantiformes, Osphronemidae. Gene Ontology annotation, cellular component: cytoplasm; mitochondrion. The transcript has 6 exons. Bases 51 to 593 code for a protein of 180 amino acids.